UAAUAUACAAAAUAUUAAAAGAAAUCCUCUACGGUAACCCAAAGGUUCCGAUCUUUUGGUGUUUGAGAAAAAGGGUAAUGUGGGACAAUAGUCAGCUUUCAUUACUCACAGUGCAGAAUAAGUGGGCUUGAAAUUUUGAUUUUUUCACUCGAAAAAGUUAUGCGAGAAAGUGACACUCUGGGUCCCAUUUUAUCAACAGGCUUUUAAUAACGGACCACUUCCGAAUAAAGCAAGUAAUAUCUGUAGAACAAGGCUUGCACGUUAAGUUUCAGUUGAUAUCUGUGUUUUUUGCUUAGAAACAGGCAGAAAGGAAGAGAAAGGUUGUGCAAAAUGGGGACUCUGCUGCCUUUUGUGGGAAUGGUAAUGGUGAUUUUGGCUCAAGUUAGCAGUAUGGUAAUAACCAAAGCAGCUAUGUCUAAUGGGGUUAACAAAUAUGUUCUUAUUGUUUACUCUAAUGCUCUCUCCAGCCUUGUUCUUCUCCCUUGCUCUUUCAUAUUCCACAGAUCGGUGCAUCUUCCCUCGACCUCCUCCAACCUCUACAGAUUGAUCUUUUUACUUGCCUUGAUUGGAUGUGUUGGCCAGCUAUGCGGAUAUGCCGGUAUACAGUACAGUUCUCCUGCUACGGCAACAGCCAUGCUUAACCUUGUUCCAGCUUUUACCUUCAUACUUGCCAUCAUUUUCAGGAUGGAGCAGCUAGAAUGGAGAAGCACGAGCAGCCAAGCCAAGUUCUUAGGAACAGUAAUCUCUAUAACAGGGGCAUUUGUCGUUACAUUUUACAAGGGGCCAAUAAUUCUGAGUACACAAUCACUAGUUGUGCUGCCUCAUCAGCUUCUUUUCUCUCCGCAAUUAAACUGGGUCCUCGGGGGGCUUCUUCUUGCAGCUGAAGCUUUUAUAAACUCUGCAUGGUAUAUUAUACAGACAUUGGUUCUGAAAAAGUUCCCAGCAGUACUCACUGUCAUGUUUUAUCUCUGCUUCUUUAAUGCCAUUCUGUCCACAAUAUAUUCUUUGUUUCUGGUUAAAGACCCCAGUGCUUGGAAACUAAGACCUGAUAUAGGACUUGUUGCCAUUUUAUACUCAGCAAUAGUUGCAAUUACGUUCCGUAUCAGCUUGUGUUCAUGGUGCCUAUGGAAAGCAGGACCUCUCUAUGUUUCCAUGUUCAAGCCCUUGGCCAUUAUCUUUGCAGCUGUUAUGGGCAUUGUUUUCUUAGGAGAUGUUCUUUGUCUCGGAAGUGUAAUUGGUGCAAUCAUAAUUGUGACUGGAUUUUAUGCGGUGCUGUGGGGAAAAGCUAAAGAGGAGAAGAUGGGUGAGGAAAGUGGAGUGGAGAGUCUCGAAUCAUCAAGCCAGAAGGUCCCUUUGCUGCAAAACAGAAUAGAAGGUACAAGAUCUUCUGUAUAACUUGAUGAUUAUCCCAGAAAAAGAAAAAAAAUGUAAUUGUAAAUCCAACCAAUCAACUCUAUUCUAGAAUUAAUCAAGGUAGCAAUUUCCCUGUGUUUUGAACUUGUUAAGAGUUUCUGCUAGAUAUCCCCUUGUAAGUUGUAGCCAUAUAUAUCUGUAGGCAAAACAUUACAAAAAAUCACUAAACCCAAAGUUGAAUGUCAAAAGUAAUUUAUACCAUAUAUACAGAGUUGAGAAACUUGAAUACCGUGUAGAAAAAGUUUUAUGAAUAUAGUGAAUGAAUAGUCAAUCUCUUUACAAAUUAACUUAUACAGAGUUCAAACUUGAGCUAAAUGGUAGUAACAUA
Messenger RNA from Durio zibethinus, 1741 nucleotides. RefSeq names its product WAT1-related protein At5g40240-like. Lineage: Eukaryota; Viridiplantae; Streptophyta; Magnoliopsida; Malvales; Malvaceae. Gene Ontology annotation, molecular function: transmembrane transporter activity. The record is from RefSeq and is a predicted model, not a curated record. Gene Ontology annotation, cellular component: membrane.